Molecule: messenger RNA, 498 nt
Organism: Ilex paraguariensis (yerba mate)
Lineage: Eukaryota; Viridiplantae; Streptophyta; Magnoliopsida; Aquifoliales; Aquifoliaceae
Source: the annotation of a GenBank genome assembly
AUGCGACGAAGGAUGCCUAGGUUUCAUCUGUCUAUGAGUGAUAUGUUGAGGCUAAUCCUUUUCUGGGAGCGCCAAUAUAAAAGCAUUGAUGAGAUGUUAAAUAGUGGAAUAUUUGUUUGGGACACGCAAACUACGCGUGUUGUUAAAGGCCCAGAGUCUGGUGGUUUGGAUUUCAUUCAAUGUGUCUGUAAUGUGGCUAACAAAUACCCCGGUGCAAGAUUUCUCAGAAAGCCUAAUGGUACCUCAAUAGCAUUAAUGUUUGCUUCCAGAAAGCUUUAUGUUGAUGAAUUGAAAUUUGGUUACAUAGUUGAUCAUCAUUUGGAAGACGGUGACAUAAUUCUUUUUAACAAACAACCAAGUUUGCGUCAAAUGUCAAUCAUGCGCCAUAGGGUGAUUACAAUUGUUCAAAUGGAAAUGCUACUUCUGCAACAGGAUCAGACUAGGAUGCCUACUGCAAGGCUGAGGAAGGUAGUGAUUGAUCAAAGAGCCAAGAGCUGA